This is a messenger RNA of Camelina sativa (false flax), 365 nucleotides long. Lineage: Eukaryota; Viridiplantae; Streptophyta; Magnoliopsida; Brassicales; Brassicaceae. The record is from RefSeq and is a predicted model, not a curated record.
GAUGAGUGGUUCACAAGCACAAGACAGUGCGUGUUCCUUGGAGAAGCCAAGCAAAGAUGUGGUUGUCACGGAGACAAAACCAAAGAAGAGGAUAUGUUGUGCUUGUCCUGAUACUAAGAAGCUAAGAGAUGAGUGCAUUGUAAAACACGGCGAAUCCGCUUGCACGAAAUGGAUCGAAGCUCAUCUUUUGUGUCUUCGAUCCGAGGGUUUCAAAGUUUGAUAGAGUGUUUGAUUAAAAGAUUAGUUGUUUGUUUUUUUGAGAAUUUACACAACAGUCAUCAUCAUGUAAUAAACAGAGCAACCGAAAAAGGGUUACAUUGGCCCAAAAAAAACACCACACUCAAAUAUUGUGAUUUUUUUUUAUA